GAUCGGGGACCGUCCGGAUGGCGCUGGCGAGAUGUGCCGGCUGAUGACAGGCCCGUUCAUACAGGGCGGACAGGGAGCAAUGCCUCAACGCGAACCAUUCGGGGACAGGUCCACCGUUCCUUACUGUCGCGUCGUUGAAAGAUCGAAGACCCAUGUUGACGCUGCCGCAGGACCAAUUCGUUGUUUGGGUGAUGUAUGUCCGCGUGUGAGAGGCAUGCCAGUGCAUGCCUAGAUACAUGGCACACAGUGCUCAAGGCCGUGCAUUGCAGAGCCUGAACCUAGUGCGAUGGCGUGUAUGCGUAGGGAGUACAGAGGUAAAUGCACAGCAAAAUGCUACAUACAUUGGAAAGUCCGUCCUUCAAGUAGAUACUGUAGUAUUACCUACGGGAAGAGAUCGUGCCCACCUGGGCAUGAAGGGCGGUCGGCGGACAUGGUGCCAGCUUCGUCACAUUGCACGCGCAUGAGCACCCGCCAAACCAUCUGGGCAGUUGCCAAAAAGAGGGCAAGCUUGCUUGCUCACUUGCCACCGGCGCUGUCCCCGUGGUCAUCAGCCUUGAUGAGAUCGGGCUUAUCAUACAGAUGCAGUAUGGCAUGUCGACAAACAAGGAAGGGAGAAACACAACCCUACACUACGAUGAGAGCGACGGCGAUGCGUCUGGAAAAGGUCGCCGUGCAGAUACUCGAAGUGGAAUGCCGCAAGCCUGCAGGCCACCUGCAUCACGCACGAGGAUUUUUUUGGGAUAGCCGACCAGCAGCUUUGCAAACUUCAAUCCGGUGUCCGGGAACUGCGCUGACCAUGCAGCAUUCUACUGAGAAGUUUGCCGUGCUUGUCUCUCCUUGAUUUGUGUGCCCUUCUGCGGUGAGGCAAACAAACAUCGGUGUCAGUCCCCUUGCCCUUCAUCUUAAUCGUGUCUCAGGAGGCUGAAGCGACCGGGCGCUGAGACAUCGAAGAGAGGGCUUUCCCUGUGAGAGAAGCGAAUGGCAAAGCCCUGUCCCACGAGUCAAGCCACAACGGGGAGAUCGUCAUUUGCGAAAGCAAAGUGACCGGCGUGCAUGUAUACAGGUACUACU
This is a messenger RNA of Dissoconium aciculare CBS 342.82, 1071 nucleotides long. RefSeq lists its product as uncharacterized. Lineage: Eukaryota; Fungi; Ascomycota; Dothideomycetes; Mycosphaerellales; Dissoconiaceae. The coding region runs from base 287 to 841 and encodes 184 amino acids. The transcript has a single exon. The record is from RefSeq and is a predicted model, not a curated record.